AUGCCGUCUCCCGAGACACACAAUACUAAUCCCUACGUCCAAUAUCCAGACAAUACUAAUCCCUACACCAAAUAUUCAGACAAUACUAAUCCCUACACCAAAUAUUCAGACAAUACUAAUCCCUACACCAAAUAUUCAGACAAUACUAAUCUCUAUGCCAAAUAUCCAGACAAUACUACUCCCUACGUCCAAUAUCUGGACAAUACUAAUCCCUAUGCCAAAUAUCUGGACAAUACUAAUACCUACGUCCAAUAUCCAGACAAUACUAAUCCCUACGUCCAAUAUCCAGACAAUACUAAUCCCUACGUCCAAUAUCCAGACAAUACUAAUACCUACGUCCAAUAUCCAGACAAUACUAAUACCUACGUCCAAUAUCCAGACAAUACUAAUCCCUACACCAAAUAUUCAGACAAUACUAAUCCCUACACCAAAUAUUCAGACAAUACUAAUCCCUACACCAAAUAUUCAGACAAUACUAAUCUCUAUGCCAAAUAUCCAGACAAUACUACUCCCUACGUCCAAUAUCUGGACAAUACUAAUCCCUAUGCCAAAUAUCCAGACAAUACUAAUACCUACGUCCAAUAUCCAGACAAUACUAAUCCCUUCACCAAAUAUCCAGACAAUACUACUCCCUACGUCCAAUAUCUGGACAAUACUAAUCCCUAUGCCAAAUAUCCAGACAAUACUACUCCCUACGUCCAAUAUCUGGACAAUACUAAUCCCCACGUCCAAUAUCCAGACAAUACUAAUCCCUUCACCAAAUAUCCAGACAAUGCCAAUCCCUAUGCCCAAUAUCUGGACAAUACUAAUACCUACGUCCAAUAUCCAGACAAUACUAAUCCCUACGUCCAAUAUCCAGACAAUACUAAUCCCUACGUCCAAUACCCAGACAAUGCCAAUCCCUACGCCCAAUAUCUGGACAAUACUAAUCCCUACGUCCAAUAUCCAGACAAUACUAAUCCCUACGUCCAAUAUCCAAACAAUACUAAUCCCUACGUCCAAUACCCAGACAAUGCCAAUCCCUACGCCCAAUAUCUGGACAAUACUAAUCCCUACGUCCAAUAUCCAGACAAUAUUAAUCCCUACGUCCAAUACCCAGACAAUACUAAUCCCUACGUCCAAUAUCCAAACAAUACUAAUCCCUACGUCCAAUACCCAGACAAUACUAAUCCCUACGUCCAAUAUCCAGACAAUAUUAAUCCCUACACCAAAUAUCCAAACAACACUAAUCCCUACGUCCAAUACCCAGACAAUACUAAUCCCUACGUCCAAUACCCAGACAAUACUAAUUUCUACGUCCAAUAUCCAGACAAUAUUAAUCCCUACGUCCAAUAUCCAGACAAUACUAAUUUCUACGUCCAAUAUCCAGACAAUAUUAAUCCCUACACCAAAUAUCCAAACAAUACUAAUCCCUACGUCCAAUACCCAGACAAUACUAAUUUCUACGUCCAAUAUCCAGACAAUACUAAUCCCUACACCAAAUAUCCAAACAAUACUAAUCCCUACGUCCAAUACCCAGACAAUACUAAUCCCUACGUUCAAUACCCAGACAAUACUAAUCCCUACACCAAAUAUCCAAACAAUACUAAUCCCUACACCAAAUAUCCAAACAAUACUAAUCCCUACACCAAAUAUCCAAACAAUACUAAUCCCUACGUUCAAUAUCCAGACAAUACUAAUUUCUACGUCCAAUAUCCAGACAAUAUUAAUCCCUACACCAAAUAUCCAAACAAUACUAAUCCCUACGUCCAAUAUCCAGACAAUACUAAUCCCUACGUUCAAUACCCAGACAAUACUAAUCCCUACACCAAAUAUCCAAACAAUACUAAUCCCUACACCAAAUAUCCAAACAAUACUAAUCCCUACGUCCAAUACCCAGACAAUACUAAUCCCUACGUUCAAUACCCAGACAAUACUAAUCCCUACGUUCAAUACCCAGACAAUACUAAUCCCUACGUCCAAUAUCCAGACAAUACUAAUCCCUAUGUCCAAUAUCCAAUAUCCGGACAUUAUACUCCAUAUGCCAUCCAGACAAUACAACAAGCCCAAUGCCUAUACAAUACGUAUCUCCAGGUCUAA
Messenger RNA from Ylistrum balloti, 2079 nucleotides. Its product is annotated as adhesive plaque matrix protein-like. The coding region runs from base 1 to 2079 and encodes 692 amino acids. The record is from RefSeq and is a predicted model, not a curated record. NCBI's taxonomy places the organism in Eukaryota, Metazoa, Mollusca, Bivalvia, Pectinida, Pectinidae. The transcript has 2 exons.